CGCCUCCAGGCAGGCCACCAUGGGCAGCAAGGAGCGAUUCCACUGGCAGAGCCACAACGUGAAGCAGAGCGGAGUGGACGACAUGGUGUUGCUACCGCAGAUCUCGGAGGAUGCCAUUGUGGGGAACCUACGCAAACGCUUCAUGGACGACUACAUCUUUACCUACAUUGGCUCCGUGCUCAUCUCCGUGAACCCCUUCAAGCAAAUGCCCUACUUCACCGAUCGUGAGAUUGACCUCUACCAGGGCGCGGCCCAGUAUGAAAAUCCCCCCCACAUCUAUGCCCUCACCGACAACAUGUACCGCAACAUGCUUAUUGACUGUGAAAACCAGUGCGUCAUCAUCAGUGGAGAGAGUGGAGCUGGCAAGACGGUGGCUGCCAAGUACAUUAUGGGCUACAUUUCCAAGGUGUCUGGCGGAGGUGAGAAGGUCCAGAAUGUGAAAGAUGUCAUCUUGCAAUCCAACCCUCUGCUCGAGGCCUUCGGCAACGCCAAGACUGUGCGCAACAACAAUUCUAGCCGAUUUGGCAAAUACUUUGAGAUCCAGUUCAGCCCGUGGCGGGGAGCCGGUGAUGGCGGAAGAUCGUCCAACUUCUUGCUGGAGAAAUCCCGUGUGGUCAUGCAGAACGAGAACGAGAGGAACUUCCACAUCUAUUACCAGCUGCUGGAUGGCGCGACCCCGGAGCAGCGCCAGAACCUGGGACCUCAUGACCCUGACUACUAUUACUACCUCAACCAAUCGGACACGUACAAGGUUGAUGGCACGGAUGACAAAAGCGACCUUCCAGGAGACAAUGGUGAGCACCAAAACGCCAUGCAGAUCAUCGGGAUUCCACCCAAUGUGCAGCAACUGGUGCUCCAUCUCGUGGCGGGGAUUCUGCACCUGGAUAACAUUCAGCUUCCGCGAGGACGGGAAACUAUGCCCGGGGUGGAAGAAGUACGGGACCGUGAUCCCUGGGCCUUCCCGCCCUACCUGCUGGGCAUUGACAGCGGGCGGCUGCAGGAGAAGCUGACCAGCCGCAAGAUGGACAGUCGCUGGGGCGGCCGCAGCCGAGGGUCCAUCGAUGUCACCUUGAACGUGGAACAGGCGGCCUACACCCGCGACGCCCUGGCCAAGGGGCUCUACGCCCGGCUCUUUGACUUCCUGGUGGAGGCCAUCAACCGCGCCAUGCAAAAGCCCCAGGAUGAGUACAGUAUUGGGGUGCUGGACAUCUAUGGCUUCGAGAUCUUUCAGUAAAAAUGGCUUUUUGAGCAAUUCUGCAUCAAUUUCGUCAACGAGAAGCUACAACAGAUCUUUAUCGAGCUCACACUGAAGGCAGAGCAGGAGGAGUACGUGCAGGAAGAUCGCUGGACACCCAUCCAGUACUUCAACAACAAGAUCGUCUGCGACCUCAUCGAAAACAAACUGAGCCCUCCAGGCAUCAUGAGCGUCCUGGAUGAUGUAUGCGCUACCAUGCACGCCACGGGCGGCGGCGCUGACCAGACGCUGCUGCAGAAGCUGCAGGCGGCCGUGGGCUCCCACGAGCACUUCAACAGCUGGAGCGCCGGCUUCGUCAUCCACCACUACGCGGGCAAGGUGAGCUUAUCCUAUGACGUCAGCGGCUUCUGCGAGAGGAACCGGGAUGUACUUUUCUCAGACCUCAUUGAGCUCAUGCAGUCCAGUGAGCAGGCCUUCCUCCGGAUGCUCUUUCCUGAGAAGUUGGAUGGAGACAAGAAGGGCCGGCCCAGCACUGCAGGCUCCAAGAUCAAGAAACAGGCCAAUGACCUGGUGGGCACGUUGAAGAAAUGCACACCCCACUAUAUCCGCUGCAUCAAACCCAACGAGACCAAGAAGCCCCGAGACUGGGAGGAGAGCAGGGUGAAGCACCAGGUAGAGUACCUGGGCCUGAAGGAAAACAUCCGUGUGCGACGCGCCGGCUUCGCCUACCGCCGCCAGUUCUCCAAGUUCCUGCAGAGGUAUGCCAUCCUCACCCCCGAGACAUGGCCACGCUGGCGUGGGGGGGAUGAGCGCCAGGGAGUGCAGCACCUGCUACGAGCGGUCAACAUGGAGCCUGACCAGUACCAGAUGGGCAGCACAAAGGUCUUCGUCAAGAACCCCGAGUCGCUCUUCCUGCUGGAGGAAAUGCGGAGGCGCAAGUUCGAUGGAUUUGCUCGAACCAUCCAGAAGGCCUGGAGGCGCCAUGUGGCUGUGCGGAAAUAUGAGGAAAUGCGGGAUGCAUCCAACAUCCUGCUGCACAAGAAGGAGGAGCGGAGGCGUAACAGCAUCAACCGGAACUUUGUUGGGGACUACCUGGGCUUGGAGGAGCGGCUGAGCUUCGGCCAGUUCCUGGCCAAGAGGGAACGAGGUGGAUUUCGCUGACUCGGGUCAACCAAGUAUGACAGGCGCUUCAAGCCCAUCAAGAGGGACUUAAUCCUGACGCCCAAGUGUGUCUACGUGAUUGGGCGGGGAGAAGUGGAAGUAUGGGGCCCGAGAAGGGGCAGGGUGCAGGAGGUGCUGAAGAAGAAGGUGGAGGCUCCAGGCUGUGCGGGGGUGUUGCUCUCAGGUCGGCAGGAUUGAUUUCUUCGUGCUCCAAGAGGGACUCUGCCGACAGCUUUUCUGGAGAGCAUCUUCAAGACCGAGUUCCUCAGCCUCCUGUGCAAGCGCUUCGAGGAGGCGAUGCGGAGGCCCCUGACUCUGACCUUCAGCGACACACUACAGUUCCGGGUGAAGAAAGAAGGCUGGGGCGGAGGCAGCACCCGAAGUGUCACUUUCUGCCGUGGCUCGGGAGACGAGGCCAUGCUCAAGGCCAGCGGCCGGACCCUCAUGGUCAGCGUGGGGGACGGGCUGCCCAAAAACUCCAAGCCUACCCGCAAGAGCAAAGCCCAGGGAAAAGUUCAAAGGUUGGGCCAGGGUCCGACCCGAGCAGCCCCUGGACCUCCCAGAGGCCAGAACCGCAAUGGAGUUCCCCCUUCUGGUAGAAGGAAUCCCCUGCCCCUGGAGAUCACAUCUGGAGGGAGCUCCCAGGGGCGCCCCAAGGCCCCUCCGGCCUCAGCCCUGGGUGCCAGCCGCCGCCAGCGGGCCAGGCCCCCCUCAGAGCAUAACACUGAGUUUCUCAAUGUGCCAGAUCAGGGGGUUGCUGGCAUGCAGAGGAAGCGCAGUAUAGGGCAGAGACCCGUACCCGGUGUGGGCCGGCCCAAGCCUCAACCCCGGACGCAUGGCCCAAGGUGCCGCGCACUGUACCAGUAUGUUGGGCAGGAUGUGGACGAGCUGAGCUUCAACGUGAACGAAGUCAUCGAGAUAAUUUUGGAAGGUGCGACCCCCUCAGGCUGGUGGAAAGGCAGAUUGCAUGGCCAGGAAGGCCUCUUCCCGGGAAACUAA
Suncus etruscus (white-toothed pygmy shrew) is the source of this 3355-nucleotide messenger RNA. RefSeq names its product myosin IF (gene MYO1F). The record is from RefSeq and is a predicted model, not a curated record. Gene Ontology annotation, molecular function: ATP binding; microfilament motor activity; actin filament binding. Lineage: Eukaryota; Metazoa; Chordata; Mammalia; Eulipotyphla; Soricidae. Gene Ontology annotation, biological process: vesicle transport along actin filament; actin filament organization. Gene Ontology annotation, cellular component: vesicle; myosin complex; microvillus.